AUGCAUAGGUUGCUGUACCUGCGAUCACCUCUAACUGUAGCGUCAUUGUCGUUACCACUCAGGAAAAGUUGGAAAUUUAUUCCCCAGAGACAGAUACCGGGUUUUGGAGUACUGCCUGUUCAGCAAUAUAGACAUUUCACUAUGAGUGACCUUGAUAAUUUACCUCCAGUUGACCCAAAGACUGGUGAAGUCAUCAUCAAUCCGUUGAAGGAAGAUGGGACUGAAAAGACUCCAAAGGAGAUCGAGAAGGAGAAGAAGAAGGCUGAGAAGCUGUUAAAAUUUGCCGCUAAGCAGGCCAAGAAGAAAGAAGCAGCUAGCAGUGACUCCGGUGCUUCUGAGAAGAAAGAGAAGAAGAAGAGCAAGAAGAAGGAAGCUGAACCAAUUCCAGAGUUUGUGGACAAGACUGUUCCAGGGGAGAAGAAAGUUUUAGUUUCAUUGGAUGAUCCUGCUUUGAAAGCUUACAAUCCUGCCAAUGUCGAAAGUUCGUGGUAUGAUUGGUGGGUUAAAUCUGGAUUUUUCGAGCCAGAGUUCACCCAGGAUGGCAAGAUUAAGCCAGAAGGUCUAUUCUGUAUUCCUGCACCACCACCAAAUGUUACUGGUGCCUUACAUAUCGGACAUGCUUUGACUAUAUCCAUUCAGGACUCUUUGAUUAGAUACAACAGAAUGAAAGGUAAGACUGUUUUAUUCUUGCCUGGAUUCGAUCAUGCAGGUAUUGCUACUCAAUCUGUGGUCGAGAAGCAAAUUUGGGCCAAGGAGAAGAAAACCAGACAUGAUUAUGGUAGAGAAGCGUUUGUCAAUAAGGUGUGGGACUGGAAAACUGAGUACCAUAACAGGAUUAAGGGCCAAAUUCAAAACUUGGGUGCUUCUUACGACUGGACCCGUGAAGCUUUCACCCUGGACCCUCAAUUGUCUAAGGCUGUUGUCAAAGCAUUUGUCAGAUUGCAUGAUGAUGGUACCAUUUACCGUGCCCAAAGAUUGGUGAACUGGUCUGUCAAGCUGAAUACUGCUAUCUCUAAUUUGGAAGUUGACAACAAGGAUGUCAAGGGCAGAACUUUAUUGAGUGUUCCAAACUAUGACGAGAAAGUCGAAUUUGGUGUCUUGACCUCUUUGGCCUACCCAGUCGCCGAUUCAGAGACUGGUGAGAAAUUGAUCAUUGCUACCACUAGACCAGAAACCAUCUUUGGUGACACUGCGAUUGCAGUGCACCCAGAAGAUCCUCGUUACAAGCAUUUGCACGGCAAGUUCGCUCAGCAUCCAUUCCUACCAAGAAAAGUUCCUAUCGUGUGCGACUCCGAAGCCGUCGACAUGGAAUUUGGUACUGGUGCUGUCAAGAUUACUCCUGCUCAUGAUCAAAACGAUUACAACACUGGUAAACGUCACAACUUGGAGUUCAUCAACAUUUUGACUGAUGAUGGUCUUCUAAAUGAAAAUUGUGGUCCCGAAUGGCAAGGUAUGAAGAGAUUCGAUGCUAGAAAAAGAGUCAUUGAAGAAUUGAAGGCCAAGGAUUUGUACAUCGGUCAGGAAGACAACGAAAUGACUAUUCCAACUUGUUCAAGAUCUGGUGAUAUUAUCGAACCUUUAUUGAAACCUCAAUGGUGGGUCUCUCAAGGCGACAUGGCAAAGGAAGCCAUCAAGGCUGUUAGAAAUGGUGACAUCACAAUUACUCCAAAAUCAUCUGAGGCAGAGUACUUCCACUGGCUGGAAAACAUCCAGGAUUGGUGUAUUUCCAGACAAUUGUGGUGGGGUCAUCGUUGUCCAGUGUACUUUGUUCAUAUUGAAGGUCAAGAAGACGACAAGAAUGAUGAUAAGUUCUGGGUUGCCGGUAGAAACUUGGAAGAAGCUCAGGAAAAAGCUAAUGCCAAAUUUCCUAACCAGAAGUUUACUCUUGAACAAGAUGAAGAUGUCUUGGAUACCUGGUUCUCAUCUGGUUUAUGGCCUUUCUCUACUCUAGGCUGGCCUGAAAAGACCAAGGACUUGGAAAACUUUUACCCAUUCUCCAUGUUGGAGACCGGUUGGGAUAUUCUAUUUUUCUGGGUUAGCAGAAUGAUUUUAUUGGGCUUGAAGUUAACUGGCUCAAUCCCAUUCAAGGAGGUUUUCUGUCACUCUUUGGUACGUGAUGCUCAAGGUCGUAAGAUGUCUAAAUCCUUGGGUAACGUUGUGGAUCCAUUAGACGUUAUCAGAGGUAUUAAGUUGGAUGACCUGCACGCUAAAUUGCUGUUGGGUAACUUGGAUCCAAGGGAAAUUGAAAAGGCCAAGGCAGGUCAAAAAGAGUCCUAUCCUAACGGUAUUCCUCAGUGUGGUACUGAUGCUAUGAGAUUUGCUCUAUGUGCCUACACAACCGGUGGUCGUGACAUUAACUUGGAUAUCCUGCGUGUUGAAGGUUACAGAAAGUUCUGUAACAAGAUCUACCAGGCGACCAAGUUUGUCAUGAUGAAACUCGGCGACGGUUACCAACCGCCAGCUAAGGAAGGGUUAUCUGGUAACGAGUCUUUGGUCGAGAAGUGGAUUUUGCACAAAUUGACCACUAGCGCCAAGACUGUGAAUGGUGCCCUAGAGAAGCGUGAUUUCUUGAACUCGACUAGUGCUAUUUAUGAGUUCUGGUAUUUGGUUUGUGAUAUUUACAUUGAGAACUCCAAGUAUCUGAUCCAAGAAGGUACGGACGUUGAAAAGAAGUCUGCCAAAGACACUUUGUAUUUGUUGUUGGACAACGCUCUAAGAUUGAUUCACCCAUUUAUGCCAUUUGUCUCUGAAGAAAUGUGGCAACGUUUGCCAAAACGUUCCAGCGAGACUGCUCCAACUAUCGUCAAGGCAUCUUACCCAAUUUACAAUGAAGCCUACGAUAACGAAAAGGCUGCUACCGCUUACGAUCUAGUCUUGGAUAUUACCAAGGAGGCCCGUUCGUUACUAGCCGAGUACAACAUCUUAAAGAGCGGUCAAGUGUUUGUUGAGACCAACCACGAAGAAUCAUUCGGAACCGCCGAAUCCCAAAAGGAUUCGAUUGUUUCGAUGAUCAAGGCUAUCGACAAUGUCAACGUUGUGCACCAGGUGUCUGAAAUUCCAGAAGGCUGUGUUCUUAAGGCUGUGAACCCUGAAGUCAACGUUCAUGUGUUAGUCAAGGGACACGUUGAUAUUGACGCUGAGAUUACCAAGGUCGAGAAAAAAUUGGAGAAGGCCACCAAGACGAAGCAAGGUCUGGAGAGCACCAUCAGCAGUAAGGAUUACGAAUCCAAGGCCAAUGAGCAGGCCAAGGAGGCUAACAAGAGCAGACUGGACAACACCGUUGCCGAGAUCGAAGGUCUUGAAGCUACUAUUGAAAAUUUGAAACGUUUGAAAUUAUAA
This is a messenger RNA of Torulaspora delbrueckii, 3339 nucleotides long. It is a transcript of the gene VAS1, whose product is annotated as valine--tRNA ligase. Gene Ontology annotation, biological process: valyl-tRNA aminoacylation. The transcript has a single exon. Gene Ontology annotation, cellular component: cytosol. Gene Ontology annotation, molecular function: valine-tRNA ligase activity; ATP binding; aminoacyl-tRNA deacylase activity. The record is from RefSeq and is a predicted model, not a curated record. Bases 1 to 3339 code for a protein of 1112 amino acids. NCBI's taxonomy places the organism in Eukaryota, Fungi, Ascomycota, Saccharomycetes, Saccharomycetales, Saccharomycetaceae.